Molecule: messenger RNA, 3108 nt
Organism: Pleurotus ostreatus (oyster mushroom)
Lineage: Eukaryota; Fungi; Basidiomycota; Agaricomycetes; Agaricales; Pleurotaceae
Gene: LIG4
Product: DNA ligase (ATP)
Exons: 25
Coding region: 1-3108 (1035 amino acids)
Biological process (GO): double-strand break repair via nonhomologous end joining; DNA recombination; DNA biosynthetic process
Cellular component (GO): DNA ligase IV complex
Molecular function (GO): DNA binding; DNA ligase (ATP) activity; ATP binding
Source: RefSeq, a predicted model, not a curated record
AUGAUGCAACCUACGCCUGCCCCGUCGUCUGCCCCGGGGUCUCCCCGCACAGAAGCGGACGAGAAGGAAGAAACGAGCAAGACUGAGGAGACGAUGUCGUAUCCUGUUCCUCCUCAGAACGCCGGGAGCGCGCCAUUUCAUGUACUGUCCGGGCUGUUUGACAGACUUGCUGCUGAACGCAAACCGGAUAGACGAAGGAAACUACUCGCUGCUUGGUUCAAUCAUUGGAGGGAGGAGAAGGGAUUUGACUUGUAUCCAGUCUUGCGUCUUAUUCUACCCCAGAAAGAUAAAGAGCGCGCCGUGUACGGUCUGAAAGAGAAGAAUUUAGCCAAGACGUACAUCAAGUUAAUUCCGUUAGGAAUGCGCGAUCCAGAUGCUAUACGCUUGCUCAAUUGGAAGAGGCCAACUCAGCGAGACUCCAGCUCUGGCGACUUCUCAGCGGUAUUAUUCGACGUCGUCAGCAAACGUUCUUCUGUGAUUGAGGGAACCUUGACCAUUGACCAUUUGAACGAGUUGCUUGAUGAGUUAGCCUCGAGCAUGGGCAAACAGGACUUGCAAUCCAAAAUACUUCAGCGUAUUUACAAUCGCUCAACGCCAGAGGAGCAGCGUUGGAUUGUCCGUAUAAUUCUCAAAGACAUGAACAUAUUGGUGAAGGAAACCACCGUGUUCGCUGUGUUUCACCCAGAUGCUCAGGACCUCUAUAAUACUUGCUCCGACCUCAAGAAGGUGAUCUGGGAGCUUUGGGAUCCAGAACGUCGUCUCAACUCUGAAGAUAAAGAAAUACAUCUCUUCCGAGCCUUCGCUCCUAUGCUCUGCAAGCGACCUACGAAGAAGAUUGAAGAAUCUGUUAAAGAGAUGGGAGGUAGUGAAUUCAUCAUCGAGGAGAAACUAGACGGGGAGCGAAUGCAGCUGCAUAAACGCGGAAAUGAGUAUUACUAUUGCUCGAGGAAGGGGAAGGAUUACACGUAUCUGUACGGCAAGCAUGUUGGUGCUGGCAGUUUGACGCCAUACAUUGACAAGGCUUUCGACGAGCGAGUAGAAGAAAUCAUCUUGGACGGAGAAAUGCUGGUAUGGGAUCCAGUGUCUGAACGCAAUCUACCUUUUGGCACUCUCAAAACAGCUGCUUUGGAUAGAUCCAAGAAAGAGCUCAAUCCUCGACCAUGCUUCAAAGUGUUUGAUCUUCUAUAUCUCAACGGACAAUGCAUCCUCCACAAAUCCACUAACUUCCGUAAGAAGAACAUGCGGAACUGUAUGACCGAGAUCCAAGGGCGGAUUGAAUUCGUCAACGAAUAUAAGGGGAAGACGGCGAAGGAUAUACGGACAAAGAUGGAUGAGGUUAUGGCUAGUAGGGGAGAGGGUUUGGUACUGAAGCAUCCGGGCUCGCAGUAUGUGUUGAAUGGGAGGAACAAGGAUUGGAUCAAGGUGAAGCCGGAGUAUAUGGACAAUAUGGGAGAGACCGUAGAUGUUCUCGUUGUUGCGGGCAACUACGGAAGUGGCAAGCGCGGUGGGGGCGUAUCCACGCUAAUCUGUGCAGUUUACGAUGAUAGACGCCAAAAUGACGACGAACCCAAGUACAGCACUUUUGUUCGUAUCGGCUCUGGGCUUUCCUUCGCAGAUUACGUAUGGGUCCGCAGUCUUCGAUGGAAAACCUGGGAUCCCAAGAACCCUCCCGAGUUCUUGCAGACGGCCAAAAAGACGCAGGAAGACAAGGGAGAUGUUUAUCUUGAGCCCGAGGACUCGUUUAUCCUCAAGGUCAAAGCGGCGGAAGUCGUAGUCUCAGAUCAAUACCAUCUUGGAUACACUAUGAGAUUCCCCCGCGCGUUAUCUAUCCGCGAGGAUCUCAGCAUUGCGGACUGCAUGUCGGCUACCGCUGUAUUGGACACACUUCGUGCUGAGAGGAAGCGGAAGUUGGAGAGCGACACGGCAGUUGCUACGAAGAAGAAACGGAAGACAACUACAAAGAAGGUUACCGUGCUCCCAGAAUACCGCGGUGCCAACUUGAAGGAAGUCCCCGUUGAAUCAUACCUUUUUGAUGGUAUGCACUUCAUGGUCUCGUCUGACCCCAAAUCACGGACUGGCGACAAGGAUAAAAAGGAGCUGAUGAAACUUAUUCAUGCUCACGGCGGAAAAUGUGUCCAGAUAGCAAGAGAGCAGCCCAAGCUCUUCGUCGUCUAUGGCGGGACGACUACUCCGUAUGAUUUAAAGCUCCUCAUCAAUAAGGGCGUCCAUGAUAUCGUGAAGCCUGUGUGGAUCGAGGAUUCAGUGGCGAGCGGCAAGCUAGUCCCUCUCAGUAAGAAAUACUUCUUCCACGCAACUGUGCGACGCCAAGAAACGGCCGAGUAUAAUGAAGGCGCAGACUCGGAUACUACAAUGGACGACGGGCCAGUUACGGCAGGCCCAAGUGCCCAGGCCAAUGAUUCCGAAACGGAAGAUGAUGGCUCGGAUUCGGAAGACAAAGCCCAAGUAAAGGAAGAACAACCCGAGGAUCCCUCAUUGGCCGAGUGGUUUACCAUCUCCGAUGACAAGAAGGCACCGGCUCCCGCAGCUAACGCGAAUGAUUCAGAGACCGAGCCUGAUUCGGAUAAUGCAGACGUCGCGGACGAAGGCGAAGAUCACUGGGAUGAUGAGUACGUCCACGUCUCGCAAGAAGGAGAAGAGGUCAAGGAAGAAGUCAAAGAAGAAGUCCUAGAAAAAUUGAAAACGGAAGAAAUGGAGGAUGUAAAGAUGGGCGAAGACGCUCAGGCGAUGGAAUACGACCAGGAGAAGAUAUUCCGGCACCUUUGUUUCUACCUGGACUCUCCCGCGAACGCACGAAAGAACGAGAUGCCUGUCAAAAGCAAGUACGAAAACGACAUUAACCAAAGUUUUGCCCAAAUCGCGACUGUGAUUACAGAGAAUGGCGGCAAAAUAGUUGGAAUUGACGAGCCAAAGCUUACCCACGUCGUUGUCGACAAGCGAGACGACAGUCGUAGGGUGGCGUUGAUGAGUAGAACUUCGAAGCCUAAACGCCGGCAUUUGAUCAUAUCAGAGUACGUUCAGGCGUGUCUCGAUGAGGCUACGUUGUUGGACGAAGAUGGUGAGUCGCAUUCUGUAGCCCUGCGGCCAUGA